Strongylocentrotus purpuratus (purple sea urchin) is the source of this 440-nucleotide messenger RNA. RefSeq lists its product as uncharacterized. The record is from RefSeq and is a predicted model, not a curated record. Lineage: Eukaryota; Metazoa; Echinodermata; Echinoidea; Camarodonta; Strongylocentrotidae. Bases 9 to 440 code for a protein of 143 amino acids. The transcript has 3 exons.
AGUGUGAGAUGUGGAUGUUGCGGAGAACACUGGAGAAAAUGGCAACAUUCAAAGUUCUGAAACUGUUUUUAUCAACUCUGUCGCUUUUCGUCUGUUUUCCGAUAUUGAUACAAGGUGAGGUUGUUCAUAUCACAGUGCUGACCUUAGGAUACACCAAUGUAGAUACAUAUAGCCUUGUGGAGUAUCAAUGUUACCCCAGUGUACCAGAUACAGACGCUUUACUAUCAUUUGGUCGAUCAGCACCCAUAACAACAGACAGGUCACCACCAGACGAGGUGGAACAUCCAGAUUCUAGAAAUGCAUUCAUCAGACGGGUCAUAUUCCCUACAGGAGAUGGAUGGGAUAGAGAUGGUUUCGGUCCGUUCUACUGUGAGGCUUCUAAACCUGAUCGAGAUGUUACAAGGGUUACUACAUUUUUCCAACGAAAUAAUAAUCAGUAA